UAUCGAUAGCCGAUAAGCGAUAGACACUUUGUUUACCUUGCUGCUGCCGGCUGCAAAGUUGUUUACGUUUGUGUGUUCUUUUGCCAUAAAAUGAGCCACAAAUCGAGUGGUAAAACACGGGAUGCCGUUAAUCUUGUGGACUGCAGCUUCCUCGAUCACAAAGCCAAACUUAGCGUUCAGCUACAGCUGAAGAGUCGCCACCAGACAAGUCUAGUGGAGAAUGUCAGCGACUUCUGGCAGUUUGUCAACAAAUAUGAGACGAUGCUGCGCCAACUGGGGCAGCCGACGCUGCCCCCACUGCUAAGCGAUGCGGAGCAUUGCCAGGCACAGCCCUAUCACAAGGCCAAGCACCUGGCGCUGCAGUUGAACGAGAAGCACCGGCAUGACCACAACAACAACGAUGAAUUCCAGACGCAAUUCGAGCAGUUGGUGCUCAUCUAUCUGGACUUUAAGCAAAAGGAGAAAUUCGCACGCAUCAAGAAGCUGAGACAGGCGCAACGCAAUCUGCCCAUAGCACGUUUCAAGCGCGAUCUUCGCACAUCCCUCGACGCCAGCCGAGUGCUCAUCGUGGCCGGCGACACAGGCUGCGGCAAAUCCACCCAGGUGCCACAGUAUCUCUAUGAGUUUGGCUAUCGCAGCAUUGCCUGCACGCAGCCACGUCGUCUGGCCUGCGUCUCGCUGUCGAAGCGCGUGGCGCACGAGCUGCUCGACGACUACGGCAGCAAAGUGGGCUUCCAGAUACGCUUCGAACGGCAGCGGACACAACGCACUCACAUCCUGUUCAUCACCGAGGGACUGCUGUUGCGUCAGCUGGCAAUGGCCAGCAAUCUGGAGCAGUACGAUGUGCUCAUACUGGACGAGAUACACGAACGCAAUCUGUUCGGGGACUUUCUGCUGGGCGUCACCAAGUGUCUGCUGCGUGCCAAGCCGCAGCUGAAACUCAUCCUCAUGUCGGCCACCAUCAAUGUGCAGCUCUUUCACGACUACUUCAAGGAAGAGGGCGCCCGUCUGCUGCAAGUGCCCGGACGUCUGUUUCCCAUCAAGCUGCGCUACAUGCCCCCGCCGUCGCUCGAGCUAAAGGCGGGCCAAGCGAGCUCGGGCAGAACAAAGCGUGGCGGGCAGAGCGAGCGUCUGGAUGCGGCGCCCUUUGUUCAGGUGCUCAGUCUCAUCGAUCAGCAAUACCCUACCACGGAACGCGGCGAUGUGCUGAUCUUUGUGAGCGGCGUCAAGGAGAUCGAUGGCAUCUGCGACGCUAUACGGGAGUAUGCCACCCAGCAGCCACAGUGGCUGGUGUUGCCGCUGCACAGCGGUCUGGCGCUGGCCGAGCAGGACAAGGUGUUUGACUAUGCACCCGAUGGCAUGAGGAAGUGCAUCGUGUCCACGAACAUUGCGGAAACAUCGCUGACCGUGGACGGUGUGCGUUUUGUCAUCGAUUCCGGCAAGGUGAAGGAGAUGAGCUACGACAGCAGCUGCAAGGGGCAACGACUCAAGGAGUUCUGGGUGUCGCAGUCCUCGUCGGAGCAGCGCAAAGGUCGCGCCGGACGCACAGGACCAGGCGUCUGCUUUCGUCUUUAUACGCAGAAGCAGUUUGACACCUUCGAGGCGUAUCCCACGCCGGAGAUUUAUCGCGUACCGCUGGACACGAUGCUGCUCCAAAUGGUGGCCAUGGGAUUGCCCGAUGUGCGUGCCUUUCCCUUCAUCGAGCCACCCGAAUCGGAGCGCAUUGAGCAGACAAUUCUGGCACUCAAACAGCACGGCGCUCUGACGGCGGAUGAGAAGAUCACACCGCUGGGCAGCUCGUUGGCCAAUCUGCCCGUCGAGCUCUCCAUUGGCAAGAUGCUGCUGAUGGGCUGCGUCUUCCCGGACGUCGAGCAGCUGCUCACGCUCGCCGCCAUGCUGAGCGUCCAGAGUCCGCUAACGACGCGUGCCUUCAACGAUCCGCGCUGUGAUCGCGAGCGUCAACCCCUCGAAUCGGAUCAGGGUGAUCUCUUUACGCUGCUGCGCGCCUUUUGCCACUGGCUGCAAUUGAAGCGGGGUCGCGAGAAUACGCGCAAAUGGUGCCAUCGCCUGGGCAUUGAGGAGCAACGCUUCUACGAGGUUUGCAAGCUGCGCUCACAAUUCCAACGCAUCCUCGAAAGCUGCCGCAUGGCGCCACCAAGUGCUGGUCAGGCGGCGCUAAGCAGCUCGGAGCGUGCGCGACGUCAUGGCGAACUGCGUCAACUGAAGGCGCUGAAGCGACGUGAACGCUUCGAGCAGCCGCGUCAGCGUAAGCUGCUCAAGCAGCACGCGAAUCUGGAGGCACAGCAGGAGGAGGAUGAGGCUGGUGAGGAUAUGCGUGACGUGGACUUUCGGCUGCGUCACGAUGCCAGACAAUUGACGCUUCUCGAACGUUCGUCGCGCAUCGAACGGCAUCGCGAUGUGAUGCUGCUGAAGCUGCUCCUCGUCAGCGGUUUCUAUCCACAGCUGGCGCUGGCCGAUGAGUUCAACUAUUGCAAGAGCGCGGGCCAGCAAUUCUUUCACACACAACUCAAGCCGUUCAUCUCGAUGCAUCCGAAUGCCCAUUUCGCCCAGCACUUUGAGCUCCUCAAGCUGGCCGAGAGCGAUCUGCUGGACAAGCCGGCGUAUUAUACGCCCAAGCAGCCGCUCAGCGAGCGCCAUCAGUUGCUCUGCUAUCAAUCCCUGCUGGAGACUGCAAAGCCUUAUCUGAUGAACUGCAUCCGUUUGCCGGCAGCACAAACUUUGCUGCUCUUCGGCUAUGCCCUGGACACCGAUCUGGGCAUCACUCGCAUCGUCUGCGAUGGCUGGCUGGAGAUGCACUUCCCCCACCCCGGCAGCGGGCUGCAGUUGCUCUCGCGUGCCAUUGAGUUGCAGCGACGCUGGAGUCGACGUCUCCACGACAAGCUCAAUGAGCUUAACAAUGAGGAGAAGUCUUCGUCAUCGUCGGUUGUCCAGGAUAAAAGCGACACGCUUUGGCAUGAUCUGCUCGACUUUAUGAGCCUCGAUGUGGCGUAUACCAUUAAGCGACUGCUGCCCGCCGAUCUGAAGACGCUCUACACACAUCGUCCACCGCCAGAGCAGCUGCUGUUGGCCCUCCAAACGAAUCCCUUUGCCGCCGACUUUGCUCUGAGUGUCCAUGGCGAGAAAGGUGGACUCAAUGUGUCCGAGCAUGUGGUCUAUGGCUGUCUCACGGAGCAGCCCUGGACCCUGGCCAUGGAGGCAGCGUUGCAACAGCAGCCGUGGCAAUGUGCCCAGUGUGCUGACUUUGAGUUGGAGCAUUUCUAUGUGCCCGAUCAGCUGCUGCAUCGUCUGCAGUGUGCGGGACGCAAACGCAAGCGUCAACGCUCCGCGACUCCUCCAGCUGCAGCUGGCAGCAACAGCAGCGGAUCACGCGACGCCAAUUAUCACUGCAAUCAGUGUGGACGCUGGUUGAAACUGUCUCAAAUCGAGAUCUUGCGACAUCGUCGACAAUGCAUCAAGAACUGAACCGAGCAUGCCUAAUAUGCGAGACACUAGUGUCUGUCGCUAGACGUGCUUUAGAGCAGUGCAGCAGCAGAAAUUGUGGCGGUCAAACGAUAAUUGAAAGUAGCGCCAUCUGUUGCACAAAACGAUGCAACUAAUUUGAAUGACAAUUUUAUUUGGUUG
Molecule: messenger RNA, 3642 nt
Organism: Drosophila nasuta
Lineage: Eukaryota; Metazoa; Arthropoda; Insecta; Diptera; Drosophilidae
Product: putative ATP-dependent RNA helicase DHX34
Exons: 6
Coding region: 91-3483 (1130 amino acids)
Cellular component (GO): intracellular anatomical structure
Molecular function (GO): ATP binding; helicase activity; RNA binding
Source: RefSeq, a predicted model, not a curated record